Carassius auratus (goldfish) is the source of this 1031-nucleotide messenger RNA. Its product is annotated as single-pass membrane and coiled-coil domain-containing protein 3-like. NCBI's taxonomy places the organism in Eukaryota, Metazoa, Chordata, Actinopteri, Cypriniformes, Cyprinidae. Bases 170 to 832 code for a protein of 220 amino acids. The record is from RefSeq and is a predicted model, not a curated record. The transcript has 3 exons.
UUCAGAUUCUGUUUCAGAGAAACUCUGUGUGUUCCUGUAAAUGGUGUUUGCUCUUCACCCCCUGCACAGCAUCCUUAAAGCAGCUGCAGCAGUGCUGAGAUCUAAAUCGCUCCUCCAGGAGACAAUCUUCAGGCCUUGAAAAUAAACCCAGACCCUAAUAUAAAUAAACAUGUCUUGGAGUGUUAUCUUCUACCCUGGAAAUCCCGAAAGAAGGGAAAGACUUAUCCGCAAAAGCCAAGAGCUUCGAGAACUGAUGAAAAACAACUUCCGAGCCACCAACCAACUCAUUGAGGCUCUUAAGGAACACUUAGGCUUGUCCUUCAGGCCAGUCGCCUUGAAUGAGAAAGCUACUGUGAAGGAGAACUGUGAUGUAAUCAUUGAACGCAUACAUGAGAUCCAGGCAGAAGUAGAGAAGAUUGACCAGAAGAUGAAGGCGAAGCUGGAACCGACGCUGUAUGAGAAACUGAAGAAAAUGUCUCUGUCUGUUCCUGACUAUCAACUAUUAUCAGGAAGUGUUGGUGCAGUUUGUGGUGUUGCAGGCUCUGCUGCCGUUAUUGCCGUUGGUUGGCUAAUUAAAAAUGAAAAAAUUCUGACAACCAUGAGAUCGACCUUUGGUUUAAUAAAAACAACUGCUCUAGCCGCUGUUGUAGUUGGGGUGUUAUUCAUGGGGAUCGAUAUGAUUAUUAGCGCCAUUCUAGGAGGUAUUGAACGUGAUCAACUGGAGAGGGCCCUGGAAGAGUAUGACAGGGCUUUGGAAGAAUUCAGGCCAGCGUCUGAAAAAUAUCAGGAUAGUAUAACCUAUGUCAGGAUGAGACUUGAGAUGGGUCAAUAAGCAGAAAAUUACAUCCACAAUCUUAACUGGUAUUUUCCUAUUUUACUAUUGUGGAUGUAUUUCUUUCCUGAUUGUUAUAUUUUAUGUAUUCAGAUAAAAGACAUGCAUUCAAAUCUCUUAGGUCUUUGUUAAAUGCUGUAUCUAAAUCUGUCUUCUACAGUCUCUGAAAUCAACAAAAUAAACGGUUUAAAAACAUUAA